Psylliodes chrysocephalus is the source of this 837-nucleotide messenger RNA. Lineage: Eukaryota; Metazoa; Arthropoda; Insecta; Coleoptera; Chrysomelidae. The record is from the annotation of a GenBank genome assembly.
AUGGCAGAUGGCCAGGAAUGUACAGCAAUUAAAGCGGAACAAGAGCUGCAUCAGAGGAAAGUUGAAGCUGCUAGGCAGGGCAUGACACACGAUGCUGAAACUGCAAAAUCAGACACUGAUAUGUCAGUAAUUUCAUUUGAUUUAAUGAAAAGAUUGGCAACGCCAAUCAUUUCAACAGGAGUUGCGUACUAUAAAAGGCAACUUUGGACGUUUUGUUUGGGAUUCAUGAUCUCCAAACUGGCAAGCGACUACAAAGUUGACAUUAUUGACUACAAAUUUUUAGUAUCUGGUCAUUCUUAUCUUCCUAACGACCAGGACUUUGGUCUAAUUGAAAAAAACAAAAAACAUUAUAAAAAUAUUUAUGUUCCCAAUGAUUGGGUGCAAGUGGUUCUUGAAAUCAAGAAAAAAAAUCCGUUCAGAGUAGUAGUUAUGACAUCCAGCGACUUUUUCUCAACAAACGAACUAGAAAAAGCAUUAACCAAUCGUAAAAAAACUGCAGCUGAUGAAAAAGUUGAGUGGUUACGAAUACAGUGGCUGCGGUAUGAGAAAGAAAAACCCGGAAUUAUCCAAUAUAAGUAUUCCAAUAACGAAGUUGUUUUAUUUAACGAAGUUAAUGUAAAAAAACGGGGCAAGCAAACUUUUCAAGAAAUGGCAAAACUUCUUCCUUUAUUUGGGGGACCCAAGUCCAUAUCAGAAAAGAAAUACCAAGAUUUGUUAUCUUUGCUUGACUAUAUUCCACCAGUAAACCAUGAAUUUUAUCGGAAACUGGUUCACAAUGCACGUGUGGAAGAAGACUCGGAUGUUUUUGAUGAUAACAGGGAGGAAGAAAAUGAAUAA